CUUUUGCGUGUGAUUUCUUCUCUUGUCUUUGUCUUCUCUUUUCGAUUUUUUUUGUUCUUUGUCCUUUUUUAUUUCUUAUCCAUAUGUUUGUAAUCUUGUUCACACAUCUCACGGAAACCUUGUCUCAACGACUCAAGUCCCAUUUUCUUGUUUGUACUUCGUACACUUGGUUGGCAAGCUGUUAGACAAAAAAAAAAGAAGUCGGAAAAGGACUUCUCCUGUGCUUGUGCAAGAAAAUACAAUACCUCGUCAGCAAAUCCAAGAAAGCGCGUGCACGUCUGACAGAAUCAAAAUCUUUUGCCAAAUUCCCUACUACCAAAGAGUUGGAAAACAGCGCGCCUCGUCUCGAAUAUUGACAAGACUCUAGCUAAGCUAGCAACUCCUAACAGCUCGGAGGGCAAGGGGAGGCGAGGGCCCCGUAUAUACACACCUACACACAUCCGAUCCCCAUCCGAGCCUUGAACACCCAAAAGCCGCUGAAUCUUCCCCUCACCGGGGUAUAGCCGCCCACAAUGCUCGACGAGAACCUCCCUAGCUUCCAGUUCCGCCCGAGCUCGGACAAUCCAGAUGCAGCCGUGCUCUUCUUCACGCAAAACGGCUCCGAACCCGAGCCUGAAUACGUCUUCAAGCGCGCCGACCCAAUCUCCCAGCCCGAAUGCCGCGGCAAUUACGCCGCCGCCAUCGUCGACCCCCACCAGCCGGGCGUCGUCUACGGCGAAGUACUGGUGGCGCCGGAGUGGACGCAGCCGACGCUCUCUGCUGCCGAGAUUCGCGCGCAAAACGGCGCCGCCGCCGGACCCUCCUCCCCGGCCGUCCCCGACGCCUUCUCUGUGCAGCUGUACAACCCGGACCAGUCGGUUGUGUUCAAGAUGUUUGGUAGCAGCGGCUGGGGCAAGAGCGGCGGCUGGGAGUUUGAGAUACCGUCGCGGAGCUUCAGGAUGCCCAGCGCGAGCCAGCUGGACCGCCAGCAGGCCGACGCCACCGUCACGAGCGACAUUGCGCCCAAGGUCAUGUUCAAGUGGAAGAGGGACGGGAGGCUGUCCAAGGACAUGACGUGCUACAUGUCCGGCCGAAGCCUGGGUCGACACAAGAGCAAGGAGCCCGAUAUUACAAUCGCCUUCCUCAAGCAGGGCCGCGACCCGGCCCUGACCAUAUACGAGCCGAACAUGCGCCGUGUCGACGUCGAGGACCGCAAGGGGCUAGACUUGGUCCUGCUGCUCGGCGCUGCCGUCAUCAGGGACUUGUACCUGGUUCCGAGGCAGGACCCCUUCAACAUGAUGACCGAGACCGGCGGGAGGCUACGCAAGAACUCUCGGCCCCCAGUGCCGCUUGCAGCAUCCACCAACGGCGGCGGGCCCGUAAUGUCCGGCGCCAUCGCCAACAACAGCACCACCACAACCCCGGCCGCCAUGUCAUCGGCGCCUCCCUCAUCUCGACCGCCCACGGGUCCCGCGACUCAAGCCGAGAUCGACGCCGAGACCGCCCGGCUCAAAGCCAUGGUGGAGCAGGAGGAGCGCGAGGCGGACGAGCGGGCACGGCGAGAGGUGGAGGAGCAGCGGCGCAUCAAGGAGAUGCUGGAGCAGGAGGAGCAGCGCGAGCGGCAGCGGCGCGAGGCCGAGAUCGCCGCCGAGACGGAGCGCCUGCGACAGAUGUACGGCACCGAGGGGCAGGAUCUGCCGUCAGCCCGCCCGAACCUGCCGCCGCGGCCGGCGGACCCGCGGCCCGGGAGCGCAGGCCCCUCGAGCUCGGCCCAACCGUCGCUUUCGUCGUGGUGGCGGGGCGGUGGGACACCCCAGCAGCCCGGGGCCCAGUCUUCGGGCCAGGGCGGUGCAGGCGGCGGAGGGGGCAGCAGCAGCAGCGUUGCGAACCGGCUCUCGACCAACCCCUACGUCAACAACGCUGCGGCUAGCGUGAGCGGCUUUUUCAACCGGGAGAGGGAUAGGAGAGGGGAGGAGGGGAAGAAGGUGCGCAAAAAGAGGAGUGUGCACUUUUAAGGAAGCGACAUGGUCACAUUUUCUUGAUGAAAUGUACAUGGAAUUUUAUUUAUUCUUCUUGUUGCCGGAGCAUUGGGUUGGUUUCCUUUUUUUUUUGUUACUGCGGAGCUUUUUGUUUGGUUUGCUCCUCCAGCAUGGUUUGGUUUGACGAGUGAUGAUAAAGGUCCCCUUUUUUGUUUUAGUUUACAAGGCGGUCAAGGCAGCUUUGCACGCAUAUUAUACCGUUUUGACGAUCCCUAAGAACGCGAGCAGCAAAGACACACGAGAGGCGGCUGAGCAGGGGGAAAAAAUAAAUGAACGAAAACAACCUGAUUCCAAGGUCGAUUGAAUAAAAACAAACCCUUACAGUGGUAUUUCCAACACCGUAGUACAAAGGAACUUGAAAAAGAAUAAAAACCCAAGCCCCAUAAAAAAACCGAGUAUUCGCCCUGAAACAAAGAAAAAAUUCCGCCCACCUCUAAAAUAAUCGUGUCAUAGAAUCGAAGAUACAAGGAAC
This is a messenger RNA of Pyricularia oryzae 70-15, 2490 nucleotides long. RefSeq lists its product as uncharacterized. Lineage: Eukaryota; Fungi; Ascomycota; Sordariomycetes; Magnaporthales; Pyriculariaceae. The coding region runs from base 513 to 1994 and encodes 493 amino acids. The transcript has a single exon. The record is from RefSeq and is a predicted model, not a curated record.